This is a messenger RNA of Rhipicephalus microplus (southern cattle tick), 6166 nucleotides long. It is a transcript of the gene Arms, whose product is annotated as Ankyrin repeat-rich membrane spanning. NCBI's taxonomy places the organism in Eukaryota, Metazoa, Arthropoda, Arachnida, Ixodida, Ixodidae. The record is from RefSeq and is a predicted model, not a curated record. Gene Ontology annotation, molecular function: protein kinase regulator activity; PDZ domain binding.
CUGGAGCUGCGCGUAUUGUAUGAUGUGACUACCGUACCACUUUGCGGGCUCUUCUGUGUCUUUUUUUUUUCUUCCUUUCUUUAUCUUGAUUUUAGUACGCGGAAUGCAACUCCUUCACUUACAGUUCUGUUGGUUCAACAUACUCUUCAUAUGCGCUGCGGAUAGGUGAAAUGGCAUCUACAUUUUCGAGUGCUGUAGCUCUAAUAACUGCUGGAGACCUUCAUUCUCUUGAAAGGUCUCUUAAUAACAAGCAUGUGAGCCCUGAUGAACGAGACGAGAAUGGUCAAACAUUGCUGAUGAUAGCUGCACAGUACGGACAACUUCCAAUUGUUGAAGAACUGAUACGACAAGGAGCUGACAUUCAUCUAGAGGACCUUGACAAUUGGACAGCACUACUAAAUGCUGCAAAAGAAGGAUAUACAGACAUUGUUUCAGAACUUGUUAUGCACAAUGCAGAUAUUGAGCAUCGAGACGUGGGUGGAUGGACUGCCCUUAUGUGGGCAUGCUACAAGGGUCACACGGAGACUGCUCGGUAUUUGCUGGAGCAGGGGGCCUUUCCAAAUGUGCAUGACCUGAACCACAUGUCCUGCCUCAUCUGGGCAGCAGGCCGGGGGCACCAGAGUAUUGUGGGUGACCUACUCAGCUACGGUGCGAAAGUCAACUCUGGUGACAAGUAUGGAACUACUCCAUUGGUCUGGGCAUGUCGUCGAGGGUUUACAGGCAUUGUUGAGAUGCUGCUGGAAGCAGGGGCAAACGUUGACACCGCUGGGAUGUACUCAUGGACGGCUUUAAUAAUCGCGGCAAAAGGAAACUACUCUGACAUCGUCAGCAUGCUACUGGAGUACAAGCCAAAUGUUAAUGCUGUUGAUGCUGACGGUUACACAGCGUUGGCCAUUGCCUGCAAGGAAGGGUUCACGGAUAUUGCUGUCUCAUUGUUGAAUGCUGGUGCUUAUGUCAACAUGCACGAUCGCAGUGGAGACACUAAUCUGAUCCAUGCGGCGAAAGCUGGAAAUUUUUCUAUUGUGGAUGUCCUGCUAAAAAAGUAUGCCGAUAUCGAUGUACAGGGCAUGGACAGAAAAACUGCUCUUUAUUGGGCUGUGGAGAAAGGGUACACAGACAUUGUACGCGUGAUUCUGCACGCCAAUCCAAAUCUUGAACUAGCAACAAAAGAUGGGGACACUCCAUUGAUGAAAGCAACAAGGAUUCGUAACACAGAUAUAGUACAGAUGUUGAUUGAUAAGAAAGCGAAAGUGUCUGCCACAGACAAGAGAGGAGACACAGCACUUCAUAUAGCAAUGAGAGCUCGUAGCAAGGGUAUUGUGGAGAUACUCUUGCGCAAUCCAAAGAACAGUCAGCUCUUGUACAGGCCAAACCGGAGCAAUGAGACACCCUACAACAUUGACACAAGCCAUCAAAAAAGCAUUCUUGCCCAAAUUUUUGGUGCUCGUCGUUUGAACACCAAUGAGGACAACGAAAAUAUGCUGGGUUACGACUUGUACAGUAGCGCAUUGGCAGACAUCUUGAGUGAACCAUCUUUGUCCAUGCCCAUUUCAGUGGGCCUCUAUGCCAGAUGGGGAAGCGGCAAAUCUUUUCUUCUUGGCAAGCUUGAAGAGGACAUGCGAAGCUUUGCAGUGCAAUGGCUGGAACCAACAUUUUCCUUCACCUGGAUCCUGUUUUGCCUGGUAUCGUUCUGUUCAAGCAUGCUAGGCUACUGCGUCCUUCUGGCAACAGGACAAUGGCUGCUGGGGCUCAGCUUGGGAACUGGAGCCUUCCUGUUUACCUACUGCAUUCUUUAUUUCAUAAGGUAUGGCAACAGUCAUCAUGAUUGGAAUUGGGCUUAUAAAUUCUGCAUCAAAAUGGAGCACAUGCUCAGUUCUUUCAAGACUGUUCUUCAAGUUAUCUUUUGCCACCCUCCAGCAACAAACAAGGACUUUGGUUCAAGUCCUGUGAGAUUCAUAUUUACAGAGCAAAACAAAGUGAGCAGCUCUGGUGUUGGGGAUGCUUCAAUUGCAUAUAUUAUCAUUUCAUUGUUUUGUGCCAUUGAAGACGAGUUUGGCUUCUUUACAACGAGAUUCUACAGGGUUUUUCAACCCAAACCAGUGGCCUCUUCCAGCUGGACGUGGCGACGGCUGUGUUGUAUACCAAACUUCGUCAUCUUCCUGGGGACCCUUGUGUGCCUCCUGGGUGCUGUUGGUAUGCUGGUGGAGAUGCUGUCCGAGGAUGAGCAAGAUGGUGGCAGCCACACACAGCCAAUUCUUAUUUCACUGGCCAGUGUGGUAGCUGUUGUUAUGCUGACCAACCUUUACACCUGGGUGCGCAUCUUACUAUCACUCUUUCGCUCCCAUCAUCGCCGUAUCCACAGCUACUUGGCCCACGUGGAUGCCACUUCGGGUGGCUACAUGGAAGCACUUAAGGGAGAAAUCGAGCUUAUGAGUUCCAUGGUUCACUGUCUGGAUGCCUUUGUUCGUAAGCAAACCCGUCUGGUUUUAAUUGUGGAUGGUCUGGAUAGCUGUGAACAGGACAAGGUUUUACGUGUUCUGGAUGCUGUUUAUAUGCUUUUCUCUGACGCUGGACAUCCCUUUGUCACAAUUUUGGCUUUGGAUCCUCAUAUAAUUAUUAAGGCGAUUGAGGCCAAUCUACACAGGGCUUUCCAGAACACAACUGUUCGUGGAUAUGACUACCUACGCAACAUUGUGCACCUGCCCUUCUACUUGCAAAAUAGUGGACUCCGAAAAGUCAGGGCAGCACAACAGACGGCUGUAGGGCUGAAAAGAAGUGGCAGCCACUGGUGCGAGAAAGAGGAAGUGGAGAAAGCUGCUCAGACCAUUGUUAGCACAGGUCCUGACCGACCAGGGAAUCGUCGUGUGUCAAACUCGAGCAUGUCAAUCCCGGAGUCAUUCCGAAAGCCCUCGCAGCAGCGUAAAGGCAAUCAGAAACUGAAGGCAAGUGAAAGUGUGGCUUCAAGCAUGAGUAACCUUCAUCGAGGAGUGACGGGAGCCCAAGAUCUGACUAAAGUACUUUUGACCGAUGAUUACUUUAGCGACAUCAAUCCACGUUCCAUGCGCCGGCUCAUGAACAUUGUUUACGUAACAGGUCGUUUGUUGAAAGCAUUUAACAUAGAUUUCAACUGGUACCAUUUGGCUUCAUGGGUGAACAUUACAGAACAGUGGCCUUACCACACUUCAUGGAUCAUUUUGUAUUAUGAAUUGCAUGAAAAUGAAAUUGAUGAUUCCACAUCACUGAGGUCAAUCUUUGAAAAGAUCAAAGGAAAGGUGCCCACAGGAAAAGAUCUGCAGCCACUUUUUGAUGUUGACCAUGAUGUCAGGAAGUUUGAAAUAUUUCUAAGCUUCCACUCGGCAUCGUUGUUAAUUAGUGACCUCAAGAUCUUUGUGCCCUUCACUAUAAAUCUUGACCCAUACAUACGAAGAGUGAUUCAAGAGCGGUAUCAGUCCCAGCCUGAAAGUGAUCGGCUCAUUCAGAAGUGUGGAUCUGGGCCAUUUGUGCCGCCAGCCCCACCACUGGGUUCAGUAGGCAUGAUGGGCCCAGCCGGGACACCGUGGACCCCAUUGAAGGCUGAGCUGUUGUACCCCCAAGCUCCAUCGACACCUGUCAUGUCUACAGAACCUUACCAGCAGCAACCAUACCACUUAUGGUGGUCAGUUGGCUCUCCAGGAACUUCAAGCACAAUGCCUGUAGCACCAGUGGCACCUUUAGUCCGUGUUUGGAAUGAACCUUUUACGAGCAAGCUAAGCUCUCUUACUGUAGAGGGCGUGUCAAACUUUCUUGAGGGCCUUGAAGGUAUUGACAAGUCACGAGUACCAGACUAUCAAAGCACACUGACGCGGCACAACAUUCACGGCCAAGUUCUGUUGACAUGCAAUAUACCUGAACUGCGAGAUGUGCUCAGUAUGACUUUUGGUGACUGGGAAAUCUUCAAGAUGGCUAUCUUGUCGUUACGUGAGCAAGAGUUUCAACGUGCACAGCCUAGUGCUUCAGCUGAAGACUUGCCUCCUAUACCGUUUACACGAGACCGUACACACUCAGUAUCUUCAGCAGCUCCAGGUGACCAUGCUGAUUCCAAAACAAAAGAUAAAACAAGUGAAUGUUCAGAUAAGUCGGAAAAGAUGUCCUCUUCACACUCUCAGUCAACUUCAAGACGACCGAACUCAUCACUCGAAAAACAGGUGACAAUGGAGGAGAGCUUGAUUGUUGGUGCCUUGGAGACCCUUAGUGAAGAAGCCAUGGAGGAUACGCUUGAUGAAAGUGUAGCCCCACAUGCUGGAUUUCAUCAUUCGCAGGUGUUGAGCCCAAUCUUGUCUGAUCCCGGCGAGGGAGAGGAAACAAGUGGGACAACAGUGCGUACAACGGGGGAUAAUGAGAUUGAUGUUGUUUACCUCAAAAUGCCUCAUGGGUCCCCAAAGUACAACUACUCACCACUGUCGGCCUCUGUUCCGGACUAUGAAUGGGGUGUGCAAGGACCAAGCCCCACAGUGUACUGUAGCGCUGAUCUUCCACUUGAGAGCUAUGGUGUGUCAGCACCACCUUCAAUUGCUUCCAGUCCGAAUGCUCCACCACCAGGGUCAUUUGACACUGCCUCUUUCAUGGGAAAAUUGGAUGCAACCAGCCAGAAGCCACGCAACAAGCAUCUUGACUCAGUUGUGGCACAGGAAGGCAUGUCUCGUCGGGGCAGCCUAUCACGAGAUGCAGCUGAGAGCAGCUUGAUUGACCAUUGGAAAGGUUUGGGUGGUUCUGACUCACACCAGGAGGGUCACCGGCUGGAGACCUUAUCACACCCCAAUGACACAGCAGAUGAUGAGAAUGCUCCACUCAUUGAAGUUGCGAGGCCUAUGUUUCUUGCAACGAUGGCAUCAAGGGAUGUGGAAAGCUCAACGCGCAGAGAAAGGGAGUUCAUUCAACCUUUUAAGCUUUCCCGUGGAGCUAGAAGGUUCAACAUUGAACGCCAGUUCUCUGUGGACGAGCGGUCCGACAUUGACCCAGAGGAGCACAGGUUAGAUGGGGCAAAAUCCACGUCAACGGCGUCGCUCACAAUGCUCAGGAAUAACGCGGAUGGGGCGACAGAGACAUCGAGCCCAGCCACAGCACUUACUCCUCUAUCAUCUUCGUCAGGGAGGUCCCCCGAGGGAGAUCCAAAAGUGCAUCGCAGCUCUGUCCCUUCAGCGCAGCCUGAUGAGCAAAAAAGCCCAGAAGGUGGCGUGGUGCCUUCACAGAGUACACCUUUUAAGCUUCCAGAGUUGUCAAGCCGCACCUUUUUGCGGCAGUUGACAGAUCAAGAACAGAAAAGUCAAGCUGGCCAGGCGUCAUGUGUGGCAACGUCAUCAGACACUGUUGUCAUUGCUGGUAAGGCGACUGAUGCGAAGCAUCUCUUCUCAAGCUCUGAGACUGUUAUCUAGACUGACAAAUCCUGGUGAAGUAUUGUUUUGUUCGGUGCAUUUCUUUGACCUGCUGUUUCACUUUCAGAGCUAGUGUGAGUGAAAGCUCUUCGUAUACAUAUAGUUCAUGGGGAACAAAGAUGAUCAGGCCUUCAAUAAGUUUUGUAUAAAAGGCCACAUUGUAUUUUUCUAGUCUAGCAUUUCAAUAUCAUAAGGUGGCAGUGUGCCGUCAUUAUGAAAGUGUGGUCAUCUUAAAUUAUAGCGGGCAUUUUGUUGGUAUCUAUGAGCUGCCUUUUUGGUUCUGCUCCGUAUAUUAUCCAUGGAACCUAUAUUGCAUGUGUAGCCAAGAACAUUGAGAAUAGAAAAUUAUUGAUGCGGUGUUCACUAGUAGCUGCCGUUAAAACCUAAAAUGAUAAACAGGAUUGCUAUUUUGUUCUGUGCCUAGGUUUUCUUUAUUAAACUGGACACAAAUACUAACCGAUUAUUUUUUUCCUCAAGCAAGAAUUUGCAAUAUGUUUAACUAAACGAAUUCGUGCAUCUACAUAUUUUCAUGCAUCUAUGUUUUUUUAAUUUUUCUUUCUUUUUACCCCAUCAGCACUCUUAUGAAAGCAGUGUCCACAGGUGAAUGGUUUGACUUGCUGCGGUAUUUUAGCGGCUAAGGUGUUGCACUGCUGAGCUCAAAAGUGGGGGUUCAUUGGUCACAGCAGCUGCAUUUCAGUGAGAGUGAAAUGCAAAUUGCCCAUUCCUAAGGUUUAGAUAUUGUCGCGACGUGAAGA